This is a messenger RNA of Zasmidium cellare ATCC 36951, 774 nucleotides long. RefSeq lists its product as uncharacterized. NCBI's taxonomy places the organism in Eukaryota, Fungi, Ascomycota, Dothideomycetes, Mycosphaerellales, Mycosphaerellaceae. The coding region runs from base 1 to 774 and encodes 257 amino acids. The record is from RefSeq and is a predicted model, not a curated record. The transcript has a single exon.
AUGACGCCCGAGCUGCGGGUCGUCAAACGUCUGCUGACCAGGGACGACCUGGGAAAUGGCGUUUGGCCGACCACAGAGGAUGAAACACCAGUGCACGCCAACGUCGACCGAGCUACUCUGCGCCAGAUCCUACUGUCCGGCCUGGAUGACUCGAUCCAUUUUCAGAAGAAGCUCGAGCGAUACGAGAUCAAUGCCGAGAAUAAGGUCACUGCCUACUUCUCGGACGGCACCAGCGCCACGGGAUCGUGCCUGGUGGGAGCUGACGGAGUCAAUUCGCAUGUGCGUCUUCAGCGUGCUCCCAACCUCGCCACGAUGGAUGCAGGUAUUACGGCCAUCUAUGGCCGCCUGCCGGUCGACGCUGUCAAGGAGAUGGGUCCGAAAGAAGCUGUCGAGGACAUUUUUCUUAUCGCAUCGGACGAGCGUAAGGCUUUCCUUGGCCUAGGAUCUGUUAUCUUCCCAACAUCACCCGACGAGGCUGCAAAAAAACUGGGCCUAGGUGUCGAGCUGCACCAUCGCGAAAGCUAUGUGGUCUGCCUCGUCGGUGGCCGUCAUGAGUUCUUUCCUGAAGACAUACGCAAAGCCACAUCGGCUGAACUCCAGAGAAUAGCUGCGGGUCUCCUUGGUGGAUGGUCAGGCAACGCCGCUGCUCUGAUUCAGGCGGGAGGCUCUGAGUCGUUCUUCGCUGUUCGCAUGCGCACAAGUGUGCCGAAUGCUCUCGACAGGCCAGUCAACGUCACACUGCUGGGAGAUGCAGUCCAUUCGAUGACUCCAUAG